This is a messenger RNA of Staurois parvus, 951 nucleotides long. Lineage: Eukaryota; Metazoa; Chordata; Amphibia; Anura; Ranidae. The record is from the annotation of a GenBank genome assembly.
AUGAUUAUCACAAACAGUUCUGGUUGCUCUUUGAAUACCCUGAAAGUUCUUGUGCUGCAAGAGGAAUGGCACUGGUUUUCAGUUUUGGUAAUUGUCAUCUCCAUACUUAUCUUCUGUUUAGAAACUUUGCCAGAAUUCAGAGAAGAAAAAGAUUUUAACAUUUUCAAGAAUUCAGGGAAUUAUUCAGAAAAUGCAACAUACUUGAGCACCUUUACAGAUCCAUUCUUUUUAAUAGAGACCACUUGCAUAAUAUGGUUUUCAUUUGAACUGGUGGUUAGGUUUGCUGUCUGUCCAAGUUCCUCAGAGUUUUUCCAGAAUAUAAUGAACAUAAUUGACAUUGUGUCUAUCAUUCCCUACUUUGUAACACUUAUCACUGAACUGGUGAAGCAGACAGAGCCCAGUGUACAGCAAAACAUGUCAUUAGCUAUUUUGAGGAUUGUGCGGCUUGUUAGGGUAUUUCGAAUUUUUAAGUUGUCAAGGCAUUCAAAAGGACUUCAAAUUUUAGGACAAACCUUGAAGGCAAGCAUGAGAGAGCUUGGCUUGUUAAUAUUCUUUCUCUUUAUUGGCGUCAUUUUGUUUUCUAGUGCUGUAUAUUUUGCAGAAGUUGAUGAGCCUAACUCUCAGUUUAUCAGCAUCCCAGAUGGUUUCUGGUGGGCUGUAGUGACUAUGACAACUGUCGGUUAUGGAGAUAUGUGCCCUAUUACAUUGGGAGGGAAAAUGGUAGGCACACUUUGUGCUAUCGCUGGAGUUUUGACUAUUGCUCUCCCAGUUCCAGUCAUUGUAUCAAACUUUAAUUAUUUCUAUCACAGGGAAACAGAGAAUGAAGAAAGGCAAUCUCUACCUACGGAAACUGAGAAAAUUAGCUCAGAUAAUUUAACAAGAUCUGGAAGCACGACUUCUUUAAAGAAAAAUAAUGGCUCAUGUAUCCUUGAUAAAAAUGGAAAGACGUAA